This is a messenger RNA of Lactuca sativa (garden lettuce), 606 nucleotides long. RefSeq lists its product as uncharacterized. NCBI's taxonomy places the organism in Eukaryota, Viridiplantae, Streptophyta, Magnoliopsida, Asterales, Asteraceae. The record is from RefSeq and is a predicted model, not a curated record.
AUGCAUGGCAACGACACCCUCAAUGACAGCAACUAUGGAGAUUGUUCUAGAGAGAUGAAGGAAUUCCUUCUCGCCAAAAAUAGGGCAGGUUUUAUCGAUGGAUCAAUUGGAAAACCAGAUGAAGCAGAACCAGAUUUCAAGGCAUUGCAGCGGAGUGAUGCCAUCAUAAAUGGAUGGCUUAUUACUGCUAUGGAGAAAGAUAUCCGAAAUAGCAUGAAGUAUGCUACCCCUGCCCAAGAAAUUUGGGAUGAUCUCGAGGAGCGUUUCGGGAAAGAAAGUGCUCCACGAGCAUAUGAAUUGAAGCGAGAACUGACAACGAUGAGGCAAGACAAUGCAUCGGUUUCAGCCUAUUUCACUAAGAUGAGGAGUAUUUGGGAUGAGAUUCAAUCUGUAUCACCCAUACAAAAAUGUACCUGUGGCAAGUACACUUGUAACCUUGGGAAGAGAUUGAUGGAAUCCAAAGAAAAGGAACGCAUAUAUGAAUUCCUCAUGGGUUUAGAUGAAGCUUUUGGAACUCUUAAGACUCAAGUCUUAAGCACUAAACCUAUGCCCUCUCUUGGAACUGUUUAUCACCUGGUCAGCUCUGAUACCAUAAUAAAAACGUAA